This is a messenger RNA of Drosophila ficusphila, 787 nucleotides long. RefSeq names its product glutathione S-transferase 1-like. The transcript has a single exon. The record is from RefSeq and is a predicted model, not a curated record. Gene Ontology annotation, biological process: glutathione metabolic process. Lineage: Eukaryota; Metazoa; Arthropoda; Insecta; Diptera; Drosophilidae. Gene Ontology annotation, molecular function: glutathione transferase activity. Bases 18 to 686 code for a protein of 222 amino acids.
CACUCCAAAGCGACAAGAUGGGCAAGUUAGUUUUAUAUGGUUUCGAAGGAAGUCCGCCAGUUCGAACCGCCAAACUGACUUUGGCUGCCUUGGGAGUGCCCUAUGAAUUCGUGGAAGUGAACACCAUCAAUAGGGAGAACCUCUCAGAAGAGUUUCGGAAGAAGAAUCCCCAGCACACGGUGCCCACGUUGGAUGACGAUGGCCACUUCAUCUGGGACUCACAUGCAAUCAGUGCCUAUUUGGUAUCCAAGUAUGGAAAGGACGACAGCCUCUACCCAAAAGACCUCCUCCAGCGGGCUGUUGUGGAUCAGCGAUUGCACUUCGAAUCCGGAGUGGUCUAUGCAAAUGCACUAAUAAGCAUAACUAAGCCACUAUUCCUACAUGGAAGGAAAAACAUUCCAAAAGAGCGCUACGAUGCGAUCAUAGAGGUGUACGACUUUGUGGAAACCUUCCUUGCUGGAAACAACUACAUUGCUGGUGACCAGCUGACCAUUGCUGACUUUAGUAUCAUCUCGAGUGUGAGUUCCUUGCAGACCUUUGUGGAACUGGACACGGCGAAAUACCCAAAGGUCACUGCCUGGAUCAAAAGACUGGAACAGCUCCCCUAUUACGAGGAGGCGAACGGCCAAGGAUCCCGACUUUUCGAGUUCCACGUUAAAAAGACUAAUUUCUCAUUCUUACAAUAAUUAACUGGAAUAAGUGUUUUGUUUUUGUAUUGUUUUUAUUCGACUAUUUCACUAUUAUUUUUAAAUAACAAACGCUUUGAAAAGCCGAAGAGAAAACCUAA